AUGCCACAGUCACACGCCAGUACGGACCGGGAGUCGGUCUGGUCCGAAGGGGACCACCGGCUGAAACAUCAACACUCUGCCUCUUCUGAUCAUGGCAGCCGAGCCUUGAUUCCCAUGUGGGACAGCUCCGAUCCUGAACGUGCACCCCCGCCGUUGCCCUUGAAUCCGCAGUCGCCCAGCUUCUCGUCGCGGGCCGGCACUAGUAUUGCCAUCCAGUCCGCCCAUGCUGCGCUGAGCGAGCGAGCCCGCGAGAACGCCGUCGUCCCGUCCCUGGCCAAGCGGGUCCAGGACGGCUCCCCCGAAAAAUCCAUGAUCAAGGGCCACCGUCGCAUGCAGUCGCUGCAGCCUGGCACCGUCCGGGACAUGAGUCUUAUGAUCGACGGCGGGCGAAACACUCCUGGCUCCCCCGGCCGAUCUUUCGACAAGCACGACCGACCGUCGACUCCCACCAGCAACAAUAACAACAACCAGCUCCGGGAGAGCGCCAUCGAGCACGAGAGCUCGAACCCGGGUCCUGGCCCCAGCCUCACACCAAUUGUCCGACCGACGGUCCGUCGACCGCCUCCCCAGAGCAUACUGGGAGAGAACACGCCGCCUCAGUCGUCGACUAUGCUCGCCCUUCAGACCAUGGGCAUCCAACAAGCAUCCCGAGAGGCAAACCCUGCCCUCUCGAGUGUUACAAACGGCGCGACCCCUAGCAAAGGUGCCCCGACCAUCGAGGGCCUGUCUGGUCAGAUCAUCAAUCUCACUGGCAUCGCCCAGUCACUGCAAAAGGAGCUGUCGGCGCUCAGCAGGCGCAGUCGCGACAAUGCCACCGACCUUCUCAGCCUCAAGGAGGCCACCAACACCAGGGAUGAGGACAUUCGAAGGAGCCUACGAGACCUGAUGGGUAAUGUGAGCGAGGCGUCCAGCAGAAUCUCUUCGCGCGAACACUACUCUGGGCUGUUCCUCGACAACAAGCCUCACUGCACCUCGCCGCCUCAUAGGGGUUCGUUCCAACUCCCCCGGAUACCAUCACCCAAGAGCUUUGCCGAGUCUAUCGACCGCGCCUCCGUGAGCACACCCUCUCUCGUGGGCGUGGAUGGCCCCGCCUCGAUUGCCAUCCUUGAAAGGAUUCUGCGCGGCCUCGGUACCAAAGAUGGACAGGAGUCGCUGGUCGGCCUCCUCAACGAGCUGUCGCAAAAGGUAUCCGGGCUGGCGACGGCUUCCAAGGUGGAUGACCUCGCUCGCUUCGUUCGCGAAAGGUCGCAGAGCGCAAUCGUCCCAGAUGUCUCUGCGCGCGGCUCACCAUUUGGCGGCGAUGUCGUCGCGGCCGGCUCCAUGACCCCGAGAGUCGAGCGCCUUCUCCACAGCAGUGAGAAUCGCAGCUUGCCAGGCUCGGCGGGGCGUGGCGCCGACCUGCUGAAUGAGGACCUCAUCAAGAUCAUUCAGUCAGUCAAGGACAGCGUCGCGCAGGGCGGCGGCUUGACGGCCGAGGUCAAGGCUCUGGUGCGCGAACUUCGGGGCGAGGUCCUGGGCAUGGGCCGUGAGCUCGGCAAGCGCCUGGAGAAGAUGGGUGUCAGGGCCGAUGAAGAGUCGGACCCUCCCAGCAAAGAUGAAGUCUCAAGGGUGAUCGAUGAGGGCCUCGCUCAGAUGAAGGAGCAGCUAAACAACGUCCUCCGCGAGCAUCGACGACAGUCUCAGGCCUCGGCCUCCUCGCAGAAGACCCUGAUCGAUUAUCAGGAGAUCUACAACGCUAUGCGUGCAGCACUCCGUGACAACGAAGCUUCUCGCGGUGAGAUGCCCGAUCUUAGCCGCGAGGACGUCAUCGAGGCUGUGCGUGACGCCUGGGAGAACUACAAGCCCGAGAUCGAGGUUCAGCAGCUCGGUCUGGAGCGCGACGAAGUCCUUACCUGCCUCAAGGAGGGCAUCCAGGAGUACAUGCCUCGUGAUCAAGCACCGGUUGGCGCGACCAGGGAUGAGGUGUUCCAGGCCGUCGUCGAAGGCCUGAAGCAUUUUGUGCCGCCGCGCAUGGACACCUCGGCGACGAUGUCUAGGGACGAGAUUAUCGAGGCUGUCCGUGACUGCCUAGAGGAGUUUGAAUUCCCUGUGGCGGCGUCUGCGAUUGGCAACGACAUGACGCACAAGGAUAUGGUCCACGCAGUCAAGGAGGGCCUGGAAGGGCUUGAGUUUCCUCGCGGAGAUGCCAUUGUUAGAGCCCAGCCUGACAACGACGAGGUUCUGCUGCGCCUCCAAGACAUCAUGGAGUACAUGAAGCUUGAGUUCAAGGCGGUCUCUGAAGAGGCAAAGGACAAUGUCGCUGCCAACGGCCGAGACACGGAACAAGUCCUCGACGCCACCAAGGACGGCCUAGAGAAUCUCCGCAUUGCCAUUGAGAGCUAUGUUGACCGCGUCUCUGGCGCGAGUGGACACGAGGAGCUCAUGGAGCAUCUGUCCAGGACAGUCGAGGAGAUGAAGGAAGAGCUGUCCCAUGCUGUUACGCAGGCCAACGAAGGCGCGCGCGUACAGCUCCAAACCGAACUUGAGGGCCUGCGUGACGUUGUCAAUUCGUCAAUGGUCCCUGCGACGCCCCAAAAUGCGAACAACAACCAUGAAGUCCUCGACGCGCUGCAAACCGGCCUUAACAACCUCAGGCAGGAGAUCUUGAGACCUCGACCCGAGACCAGCGAAAUCCUGGAUGCCAUCAACGAUGGUCUCAACGAGAUUCGGGCUGGGAUCGACAGAGUGACUAACAAGCCGGUCGACCUAACCGCAAACGAUGAGAUCCUGGACGCUCUCAAGAGUGGUCUGGACUCUGUCAGGUCUGACAUCGAGACGCUGCGCGACGACGGCAAUGACAGAGCAGUAGCCACAGUCAACAAUCUCGGGUCGGACCAGGCCAUCAUUCCGGCAGACAUGGUCAAGCAGGAUGACAUCAGGAAUCUCGAGGUUCUCAUCACACAGCUCCGAAUCAAGGUCGAGGCUAUGGGCCCCGAAGCCGAGACGGACAACGUGCAAAAGGAGGAUCUGGCUCGGCUGGAGGACAUGCUUCGAAACGUCCAGGAAGGCGUUGAAGAGAUUUCUUCUCGAGAGCCUCCAGCACCAGCCGAGAAGGAGGCGUCGGAUGCUGCUCCUAUUCCUGGGGAUGUUGCGACAAAGGAUGAUGUCGAAGCCAUCGAGACGAUUCUGCGCAACACGAAAGCUCGCCUUGACGACCUCAUUGACGGCGAGCAAGCUGUCCGAAAAGAGCAGCUUGAUGCCGUAGAGGCUGCUGCAUUGGAGUCCAAGCAGACAAUGGACUCUAUAGUUGAGCAGCUUGGCGCUAUGUCCAAAAAGGAAGACCUGACUGUCUUUGAAUCUCUGCUCACGCAACUUACCGUCGGCUUGAGCGAGUUGAAGGAGCAUGCAGAUAAGGACGCUGAAAACGACGACAAGGCCACCAAAACGGACGUUGAAGCUGUCGAAACGGUCGUACUCGAGAUUAAGACGGCGCUCGACGGCUUUACUGGCACAGACUUUGCAGCUCUAUCGAACAAGGAGGAUCUCUCAAACAUUGAGAGCAUCGUCAAGGAGGCCAACGAGAAGCUCCAAGAGCUUUCCGAGGUAUCGACCAAAGCCCAGGAUGAUCGCCAAGCCGAAAUCGUUGGUGUGGCCGACCGAGUGGCCGAGGUCAAAACGUUCUUGGAGGAAUUCCAGGAGGCCGUCAAGGGCAAGCUUGAGGAGGGCACGUCUGGUGUCGAGGCGCUCGGCAAGCUCCUUGAAUCCAUGGGCGAGAAGAUCGACAAGAACGAGAACGUCAGUCAAGACCUCAAAGACAUGUUCGACAAUAUGAAGACGCAGUUCGAGGAGUCCAAGGAGGUCGUCGCCGGUGCCAGACUCGAAUCGAACGAGAAGCUCCAGGAAGCCACGGACAGCAUAGGAACCAAGAUCGACGACAAGAUCACGGAGCUCAUUGCCAAGUAUGACGAGUUCAAGAUCUCGCUCGACGAAAAGUCGGCGGCGGGUGAGGCGCGGGACAUCGAGACGGAGGCUGCCGUCGUCGGAACCAAGGCGGUUGCGGAUGAGCUGAAGCUGCUGAUUGACACUCUGGGUUCGACCGUCACAGACUCGCUUGAGAAGAUGGAGGAAGCCUCGAAGACUGUGUUCGAAAGGGUCGAAGAGCUCGCUUCUCGAACCGACGACCACCAGGCCGAGGGCAAGUCUGAGCAUGCACAGACGCGGGAGCACAUCCAGCAAGCCGUCGCAGUCGUUGAGGGCUUGCAGGGCGAAGUCAAGGAAUACCAGCCCCAAAUCCUGCAGGCAGUCAAAGACCUCCUCCUCCUCGUCGGCGAGCACUACGAGCACUCCAAAUCCUCCGCCACCAACCUCCAAGACAAGAUUGUGGAGUCGAAGCCGCCUGAGCAGCCCAUGCUGCCCCCUCCGGAGAAGUAUGAUGAUUCGGAGGUGCAGCAGAAGCUCAAUACGCUGGUGGAGCAAAAGUACGACGAUUCGGAAGUCAAGGAGACGCUCAACAGGCUGGUGGAGCAAAGAUACGACGACACCGAGGUCCGAGAGACUCUGGGUAGGCUGCUCGAAGACAAGUACGACGACUCUAUGCUCCACGAGAAGAUCGAUAAGCUGGUCGAGGACAAGUACGACGACGCCGGCGUCCACGAGAAGCUGGACAGGCUCGUCGACCACAGCGCCACGGCUACGGAGGCAUUUUCGCGCUUUGAAACCCUGGAUAAGGUGCACGCGUCUGUCGUCAACACGGCUGCCGAGAUUUCUCAAUUCCUGUCUGCUCAGACGCAGCGCAUCUCGGACGACCACGAGGACCGCGAGAAGACUCUCCAGGAGACGAUCAUCUCCCUGGAGCGCCGGCUGGCCGAAAAGGAGCAUGUGGAGACGUCUAUCCUCAGCCUCAAGGAUGAGGAAGAGAGGCUCCGCAAGAGCGUCAUGAGCCUCCGCACGGAGCAGGAGAGUCUCAUCCGCCAGAAGACUAGACUCACAGGCGACGUGUCCUCGCUCGAGACGGCCAUGCGAUUGCGCAAGGAGGAGCUCUCGGAGAUGGAGCACCGCGCAGAACGUCUUGAACGGCGCAUCAUGGAGGGCGUCAUGGACCAUUCACGGGUUCUGCUCAUGUCCAAGUCUAGCAAGGACCGCGACAAUAUGAGCCGCAAGCGCGUCAAGAAGCCUGCCAGCGAAGAGGCUGAGGUCCCCAAACCCCGGCCCGUCGUCAACAUGGCCCUGCAGGCAAAGCGUAACCUGGCACCGCCGGCAUCGAACGGAGCUGCGAGGCGUAUUGCGUCUCUCAGCCAGAUGCACAGCAACAUGUCGUCGGGUCUGGUCAAGCGAAGCCAGAGCGUGCGGACGCCGGCGGGCGCGAACGCGCUCCGGAAGCGCAGCUGGGGCGGCGGCCUUGGAAAGGCGUUUGACUCUGAGGACAAGGAGAACGUUGGCGUGGCGGAGACGGUGGAAGAGCUGGAAGAGCCGGAGACGCCUCAGCCGGACCGAACCACCGAGAUCGACUUUGCGGGAGAGGAGACGACGGUGCUCGACUCGGCGCUUGACGACGACGGCGACGAUGAUCACAGCGAGGCCGGCACGCUGCGGCGGAGCAGCAUGGGCACCACGGUGAUUACAUCGAGCACGGAUCAGUACGACGAGUCCGAGGCCGGGACCAGCGAGUACGGCGACGAGUAUAGCGACUACACGGAGAGCGUCAUCGGGACGGACGCCAGCACCGAUAUUGGCGCCGAGAACGGCCUCGUGCUGUACGGUCAGUAG
Molecule: messenger RNA, 5745 nt
Organism: Purpureocillium lilacinum
Lineage: Eukaryota; Fungi; Ascomycota; Sordariomycetes; Hypocreales; Ophiocordycipitaceae
Source: RefSeq, a predicted model, not a curated record